UUCAAGGUUUUACAAUAUUUUUGGGACACCCUGUAUAUGAAUGUAUAAGCUUACACCAUCGACUAAAAAAUUUGUAACAAAUCUGGCAUACACUAUUUGUUAGUUUAUGACCACCAAUGACCACUUAUGACUGCUUAUGACUUACGACGACCUUCAGUGGGAUUAAUGCAUUUUCAAAUCUUUUACACUGCUUUGUGUUCUGUGAAAUGUAAAACUCGAAACGUAUAUAAAUAGUUUAAUAGAAAAUCUAUUACAAUUCUGAGAAGUUUACAUAUUAUUGUUAAACAAUGUUCAAACCAAGUCAAGAACCAGACAUACCAGCAGCGUUGGGUUUACUUUCUCACUUGAACAACGACGAGUUGAAGGAGCUAUUAAACAAUGAUGUCAAGUUUGAAGAUAUUGUCAAAGACAUAAAGCAGAGUAAGGACCUGGAAACAGAAAAGGAAAUGCUAAUGGCGAGUAACAGGUCCUUGGCGGAGUUUAACUUAUCGAAACAACCGGAAUUGCAAGAGAGCAAACAGAUCUUAAAGGAGCUCAGCGAGAAGGGAAACAUAUUGUGCACGAGCGUAAAGGAAAAACUGGACGAGAUAAAGGAAAAGUCUGGCGAAAUGACAGUGGAUACUGCCUUAGACCUGUUGCAAACAGCUGCUGCUGAAAUCGAAGAAGAGUCAGAGACUAUAGCGGAAAAGUUCUUGGCUGGAGACAUGGAGGUGGAUGAAUUCCUAGAUCAGUUUCUAUCCAGAAGAAAGCUGAUGCACCUACGGAAGGUCAAAGUCGACAAGUUGAAAGAGCUGAUGAGAAAAUCACAUCCCUCCGGUGGUCCUGGUUAUCCGAUUGCCAGCAACUUUCCUGGCAUAACACCAGCUAUCCCUUACCCGACCGGACCUGUUUCGAUGCCCAUGCCAGUCCCAUCGGGUCUACCCCAUUACAGACCGUACUAACUUAAUCGAGACAAAUUCUAAACUAAGAUAGUUUUUAUAUAUGUUUCGUUUACAUUGGAACGUAAGAAAUAUGUUAUUUUCUGAAAAUAAUGUAAUAUUUAAUAUUAAUACAGUGUACACAGAAUUUUA
This is a messenger RNA of Hylaeus volcanicus, 1070 nucleotides long. RefSeq names its product vacuolar protein sorting-associated protein 37B (gene Vps37B). The coding region runs from base 288 to 941 and encodes 217 amino acids. Gene Ontology annotation, cellular component: ESCRT I complex. The record is from RefSeq and is a predicted model, not a curated record. The transcript is spliced from 5 exons. NCBI's taxonomy places the organism in Eukaryota, Metazoa, Arthropoda, Insecta, Hymenoptera, Colletidae. Gene Ontology annotation, biological process: ubiquitin-dependent protein catabolic process via the multivesicular body sorting pathway; protein targeting to membrane; protein targeting to vacuole.